AUGAGCGACUCCUUAAUGGACGACUCCGUCUUUGACGACGGCGCAAGCUCAGAUUUCGCCCCGCCUGCAAAGCCGGCCAAGGCUGCAAAGGUGGCAAAGGCCAAACCUGCUGCUGCACCAAAGAAGGCAGCGGGUCCUGCGAAACCUCGCGGACGACCUCCAGGCGCAACCGCAAAGCCCAAGGCGAAAGCGGUGCCCAAGAAGAAGCGCCCAGAUUCCGAUGACGAGAAUUCCGACAUCGACAUGGCCGAUGCACCGCGAGACGAUGAAGACGAUUCGCUCCUUGCCGAUACUCCCCCAAAGCAGAAGAAGGCUCCUGCACCCAAGAAGAGCAGUGGCAAGCCGCUCGCGGACAUUGCAAACGAGAGUUUUGGGAUGGAUGGUGCAGAGGACGUGCCAAUCUCCAAACCGAAAAAGGGAGGGGCCAGCGACAAAUACCAGAUGUUGACCCAUUUGGAGCACAUCAUGAAGCGCCCAGAUACAUAUAUCGGCUCUGUCGAGCGACAAACCGACAAGAUGUGGGUCUACAACUCCUCGACCGAGUCUAUGGAGUUCCGCGAUGUUACCUAUGUACCCGGUCUGUACAAGAUCUUUGACGAGAUUCUUGUGAAUGCGGCAGACAACAAGCAAAACGAUAAGAACAUGAGCGAGAUCCGAGUCACGCUCGACCGGGAGACGGGCGAAAUCUCGAUCAAAAACGACGGCAAGGGUAUUCCCAUUGAGAUACACAAGGAACACGGUAUCUAUGUCCCAGAAAUGAUCUUUGGUCACUUGCUCACUUCGUCCAACUACGACGACAACCAGCAAAAGGUCACUGGUGGUCGGAACGGUUACGGUGCAAAGCUCUGCAACGUCUUUAGUACCGAAUUCACAGUCGAGACGGUCGACUCGAAGCAAAAGAAAAAGUACAAGCAGACUUGGACGGAUAAUAUGAGCAAGAUGGGCAAGGCCAAGAUUGUCGACUUCAAGUCGAGCGACGACUACACCAAGGUGAGCUGGAAGGCGGAUUACGACAGGUUCGGUAUGACUGGCAUCGACGACGACUUCGAGGCCAUGGUCAAGCGCAGGACGUACGACAUUGCUGGAACGUUGCGCGGCGUCAAAGUCUACCUCAAUGGCGACCGAGUCAAGGUCACGAGCUUUGCAAAAUACAUGGAGAUGUACACGAAAUCCAUUGCCCGCGAGCAGGGCAGGAGCGAAGAUGACAAGGAAGCCAACGUCAUCAUCACCGACAAGCACGACCGCUGGGACAUUGGUUUUGCCGUAUCUGACGGUGCCUUCAACCAGGUCUCAUUUGUCAACUCGAUCGCGACGACUUCUGGAGGUACUCACGUCAAUUACAUAGCAGAGCAGAUUGUCGACAGGCUCUUGGCGAUCGUCAAUAAGAAGAACAAGGCUGCCGUGAAGCUUAAGCCAGCGCAGAUUAAGAACCACAUCUUCUUGUUCGUCAACUGCUCGAUUGUGAAUCCGGCCUUUACCUCGCAGACCAAGGAACAAUUGACGACAAAGUCGAGUCAAUUUGGCAGUAAGCCUGUACUGAGUGACAAGUUCUUGAAGGCGAUUGAGAAGACAGACGUCAUCCAGAAUAUUAUGCACUUUGCCCAGCAAAAAGCCGACCAGAUGAUGAAAAAGACGGACGGCAACAAGCGCAAUCGAAUCAGCAAUGCGAAGCUUACGGAUGCCAACAAGGCCGGGACCAAGGACGGUCACCUGUGCACGCUUAUUCUUACCGAGGGUGAGUCGGCCAGUGUGCUUGCCUUGGCGGGACGAGCUGUUGUGAAUCAGGAUCUGUUUGGUGUCUUUCCGUUGCGUGGUAAGCUGCUCAAUGUCCGAGACGCCACCGUCGACCAGAUCAUGAAGAAUGCGGAGAUUCAGAAUAUCAAAAAGUUCAUGGGCCUUCAACACAAGAAGGAGUACACGGUAUCCGACAUGAAGAGCCUGCGAUACGGUCAUCUCAUGAUCAUGACGGAUCAGGAUCACGACGGUAGCCACAUCAAAGGCUUGCUCAUCAACUUCCUCCAGUGCCAAUUCCCCAGCUUGCUCAAGAUCCCCGGCUUUCUUCUUGAAUUUAUCACGCCCAUUGUCAAGGUCUGGAAGGGCGAUCCAAAGAACCCCCGCAGCCUGAAGAGCUUCUUCUCCAUGCCCGAGUAUGAGGAGUGGAAAGAGCAGCACAAGCAUGAGAAGGGCUGGGAGCACAAGUACUUCAAGGGAUUGGGAACCAGUGACAUUCCCGAUGCCCAGAUUUACUUCAAGGACCUCGACACCCACAUGAAGAGCUUCCAAGUCAUGCGUGAGGAAGAGGAGAAGCUCAUCGAGCUGGCCUUCUCCAAGAAGAAGGCUGAUGCACGAAAGGAGUGGCUGCGCGACUUUGUUCCCGGCCAGCAUCUGGAUCUUACCACACAAGAGAUUUCUUAUGACGACUUCGUCAACAAGGAGCUCAUUCUCUUCUCCAUGGCCGACAAUUUGCGUUCCAUUCCAUCUGUCAUCGACGGUCUCAAACCCGGUCAGCGAAAGGUCAUGUAUACCUGUUUCAGACGCAACAUCAAAAAGGAUGUCAAGGUCAUCGAUCUCGCAGGUUCCGUCUCUGGUACCACGGAUUACGCACACGGUGAGUCAUCGAUGCAAGGUACGAUUGUCGGGCUCGCUCAGAAUUUUGUCGGCACCAAUAACAUCAAUUACCUGGAACCGAGUGGUAACUUUGGUUCGCGACUCAAGGGUGGUGCCGAUGCUGCGAGCGCCAGGUACAUUUACACACGUCUGUCGCCUUUUGCUCGACGUAUCUUCCAUGCCCACGACGAUGCCCUGCUGAAGUAUGGCGAGUCAGAUGGCAAACCGAUUGAGCCUGAGAUGUACAUUCCCGUGCUCCCGACAAUCCUCAUCAACGGUUCUAGUGGUAUCGGCACGGGGUGGAGUUCUGAGAUUCCCAACUUCAACCCCAUGGAGAUUAUCGACAAUAUUAGGAUUCGCAUGAAGGAAGGCGCUACCAAGGAGGACAUGCGGCCAAUGGUUCCAUGGUACAAGGGCUUCACCGGCAGGACCGAGGAACUUGGCGAAAAUCGUUAUCAGUUCACGGGCACCAUCCGCCAGACCGGGGACAACGAGGUUGAGGUCACGGAGCUUCCCGUUCGAUACUGGACUCAGGACUUCAAGGAGAAGCUUGAAGAGAUCAUCAAGGCCGAUAAGACACCAUCCUUCAUCAAGGACUACAUCGACUACAAUACUCCCGAUCGUGUGCACUUCAUCAUCAAGAUGGAGGACAAGUACAUGGCCGCAGCUCUUGCCAAGGGACUAGAAGAAAUGUUUAAGCUCUUCAAGCCGCAGUCGACGACCAACCUCGUUGCCUUCGAUGCCCAUGGCCGCAUCCACAAGUACGCAACAGUCCUGGAUAUCAUCGAAGAGUUCUACCAUGUUCGUCUGCGAUACUACGAGAAGCGAAAGCAGCACCAGCUCGAGGUCAUGCACAAGGAGCUGAGUAAGAUGACCAACCAGGCCAAGUUUAUUCAGAUGAUCAUCGAUGGCAAGCUGGUUGUGUCGAAGAAGAAGAAGCUUGCACUGGUGCAGGAGCUGAAGAAGCUUGGCUUCACACCCAUCCCAAAGGUUGAUGAUGCUAAGAAGGCUGGUGAGAUUGACGAUGUUCAAGAGGAUGAGGAAGAUACCGAUGAGACCGAGGCCGGCGCGUCGGCCAGCGAUUAUGACUACCUCUUGGGUAUGGCCAUCUGGUCCUUGACCCAGGAGCGAGUCGAGAAGUUGCUAAAGCAGAUUGGCGAGAAAGAGGAGGAGAUCGACACCCUCAUCAAGCUCUCUCCCAAGGACAUCUGGAAUGUUGACCUUGAUGCGUUUGUCGAAGAGUGGAACACGCAGCUCGAGCAAGAGAACAAACGUAAGAAGAAGGUCGCCAGCAUCACUCGUCGCGCAUCUCAGAAGCUUGGUCUUGCCAAGGGCAAGGGCAAGAAGAAGAGAAGGAUGGAUGGCAGUGACUCGGACGAUUCCGAUGACGACUUUGGCCCUGUCAAGAAAAAGGCAAAGCCGAAGAAGGAGGGUCUACUGAGCUAUUUGCAACAAAGUACCCGGCCGGUAGCCAAGAAGCCCUCAGCACUAGAUGCUUUGAAAGCAAGUAGUGCGCUUGGAGGACCACAGAAACAGGGCACGUUGUUAUCACAUCUUGCUAAGAAGGAGGCUACGCCACAGACGGAUGGAGCGUCGGAUGAUAGACCUGGUACAUCCGACUCUGCUACUGCUCCCAAGCGAGGCCGACCGACAGCAGCUAAACCUGCAAAGAAGCCGUUGAAGGUCAUCGAGUCCGACGAUGAUGACGACGAUACAGACGUCUUCGCUGCCGUCGCCAAGGAGGCUACUACUAAACCACGGACAAUCACAAACUCACGCACCGCUCGUCCCGCAGCCAAGGCCGUUUCCAAAUACAACGCCGGCGACGACAGCGAUUCCGACGAGGACGAUAUGUUGGGAGACGUCAGUCUGAUGGUCAAGGGCAUCGGCGGCAGCAGCAACGGUGCCCCAAUGUUCAAGACUUCCAACGCCACCCUUCCCGUCAACGGCACCGCUCAGGCUUCCAAGGCUAAGAAGGCUUCUCCCGCCGACCUCAGCGACGACGACACUACCAACUAUGAAGGCCUGGCUCAAUCAUCGCCCCAACGCCCACCUCCCCGCAACAUCAACGACACCAUCAACUCGGACGACAGCGAUGACUUCUCCGUCGCGCCCAAGAAAACCCUCGCAAGCAAACCCGCCCCCAAACUCAAGGCUCCCGUCUCCAAAGCCGCGCCCAAGACUAAACCUGCACCCACCGUCGCCCCCGUCAAGAAGCCCUCCGUCCUCAGCCCCGCCGCCAAAGCGUACGCGAGAAAAAUCCUGGAAAACGGAAGAGCACCUCCAGCUAAGCCCGCUGCACCCAAGCCCAAGGCCAAGAAACCUGUGCCCGUGGACUCGGACGAUGACAUGGAGGACGCGGAUGCUAUUGCUGAUAGUAUCCUCUCUGAUGACGAUCAAGAGCCUACGCCCAAGGCUCGUGCCCCGGCUGUGAGACCGGGACGGAGGGCUGCGGCUGCGAAGCCGGCACGGUAUGUGGUUAGUGAUGAUGAGGAGGAGGAUGGGGAUGAGGCGAGUGAGGCGAGUUUUGGGGAUAGUGAGUAG
Messenger RNA from Plenodomus lingam JN3, 5151 nucleotides. RefSeq names its product DNA topoisomerase 2 (gene TOP2). Lineage: Eukaryota; Fungi; Ascomycota; Dothideomycetes; Pleosporales; Leptosphaeriaceae. Gene Ontology annotation, cellular component: nucleus. The record is from RefSeq and is a predicted model, not a curated record. Gene Ontology annotation, molecular function: ATP binding; DNA topoisomerase type II (double strand cut, ATP-hydrolyzing) activity; DNA binding. Gene Ontology annotation, biological process: sister chromatid segregation; DNA topological change; resolution of meiotic recombination intermediates.